AUGAGUCUAAGUAAAAGGAAAGAAGUCGAUAACAAAAAAAAUGACACCCUAUCUUUUAAAAAGACCAAGUUUUGUAAACUCGAAAAAUCAUCCAGCAGCAUGAGCAACCACGAAACAUCUCCAGCAUUGAAAAUUCCGCCAGAAAUUUUUAUUAAAAUCUGCCAAAGCCUCGCCCCAUCAGAUCUAUUAUCGCUCUCGCGAGUAUGCAAACUUUACAAUGGAUAUCUGUGUUCAAGAGAAUCUUCGACUACCCAAGAUAUUUGGAAGAACGCAAGAAUCGAAUACCUCCCUAAUCUUGUUUUGCCACCUCCUGAAGGAUUUGACGAGCGUGGUUACGUAAGACUUGCAAUUGAACGUGGAUGUCAUUUUUGUAAUAAUGCACCUCGUGUUAGGAAAGUAUAUUGGGCGUUCUGUUUUCGAGCUUGUCAUGAUUGUUUAAUGGAAAAUACAAUCAGCGAAUCUGAUCUAUGUCGACGAUAUAAGCUCUACAAACUCUCUUCACUUGUUCCUUACAUUACGCGAGGUAAUAGGAAGUAUUAUGAAAGAUUCUUUUACAUAAAACACGUGAAUGAAGUUUACCGUGAAUGGGAAGGAAUUAAUGAUCAAGAUCGAACAGGCUGGAUUCGUCGUAAAUCAAUGGAGUGUUCAGAGUACAUGGAAAAAGUUGAUGAACGUGAAGAGGCUGAAUAUCAGGAAGCGUCAUUUAAAAUGAGAGAGAAAGAGAUACUUAAGCAGAGCCGUGCCGAGGCAAUUGAACAGAAACUCGACGAGAUGAUAAAUGAAACUGAUCAUGAAGGAAAUCACUAUCAAAAAGAAUACCUGAAAGAAUGUCCUUCCUAUAAUAACGCGCGUGUUCAGUCUCGUCCGUUGACUGAAAGAUCUUGGAAAAUACUUGAAGGAAAAUUAAGACGCGAGUAUUUGGAUAUUGCCAACUAUCAUCGACAUAAAGAAGGCGGAAACUUUGGCGUCGAAAAAUUAUUAUUUUAA
Ambispora leptoticha is the source of this 987-nucleotide messenger RNA. NCBI's taxonomy places the organism in Eukaryota, Fungi, Glomeromycota, Glomeromycetes, Archaeosporales, Ambisporaceae. The record is from the annotation of a GenBank genome assembly.